Messenger RNA from Rhopilema esculentum, 2563 nucleotides. Its product is annotated as stromelysin-1. Gene Ontology annotation, molecular function: metalloendopeptidase activity; zinc ion binding. The record is from RefSeq and is a predicted model, not a curated record. Gene Ontology annotation, biological process: proteolysis; extracellular matrix organization; collagen catabolic process. Lineage: Eukaryota; Metazoa; Cnidaria; Scyphozoa; Rhizostomeae; Rhizostomatidae. Gene Ontology annotation, cellular component: extracellular matrix.
AACGACAUAUUUUCUUUGCUGUUACCCUUAAAGAGUUCACUAAAAGCCACAUCUAGCAGUGAAGAAUUUUCCACUCUAAAGAAACAACAAGACACUUUUGAAAAAUCACGGUUAUUCACGUAGAAUAAAGAACAAUCGCCAAUAGAUGAAAACUCCACUUCCCCUUAAUUCUUAAUGCUAAAUCAUUGUCAUGAAAACAGGAAUUCUUUUCAAUUCGAGCGGAAGACAGUUCUUAUUGUAUUGUGUUGAGAGGCUCGAAAGCUAGAGUGGCUCAUUUGUAGCAAAGCUAUUUUCAGGAAUGGCGUGGCUGACUUGGGUUACGGUCUCUGCUCUGCUGGUUAACAUGUUCACCUCGUUACCAACAGCAUCUAACAAAAAAGGAAAAGGCAAGGCAGUGAAUUUUUUCUUGAAGUAUGGAUACAUGCGAGACUUCUCAGAAUCUACAGAUGAAAAAGUUUUUUCCAAGACAUUGAAACAAUUCCAAAAGUUUGCAGGGCUGAAAGUAACAGGUGAACUGAACGAUGAAACAAAGAAGCAGUUCGAAAUACCUCGAUGUGGUUUAUCAGACCCAAUUGAUAAGGUUGCACGCAGGAAGAGGAGAUACUUGUUGCAAGGAUCGAAAUGGGACCUGAGCCAGCACAAAGAUAGAACCUUGACGUGGCAGUUGGAGAAUAAAGCGAAAAAUCUAGAAAAAGAUGAAAUCAGAGCUGAGUUUGCAAAGGCCUUGAAUCUUUGGCAGAAACAUGCGAACAUCAAGUUCCGCGAGACAUCUGAUAAGAAAGUAGAUUUAUCCGUGAAAUUUGGGACCUUGUGCCACUCUGACCCGUUUUGUUUCGACAAUAAAGGCGGGACAUUGGCACACGCUUUCUAUCCCUAUCCAGGACAAGAAAUAUCAGGUGAUGUUCAUUUUGAUGACGAUGAAGAUUAUGUUAUUGGGAAGAGCACUGGAACCGAUCUUCUUUGGGUAGCAACACAUGAAGUGGGGCACAGCCUUGGCCUGGAGCAUUCUAAUGUAAAGGGGGCCAUCAUGUUUCCAUGGUAUCAAGGAUACAAGAAAGACUUUGAUUUAACUCAAGAUGACAUUGAAGGGAUUCAAGAACUUUAUGGGCCAGCUGAUCCCUUCGUUAUGCCGCCAAUCCCAGGUCUAACGACGACACGGCCAACAACAACCACUCCUUCCACGACGACUGCCCAACCGAAACCGACAACAAGUCCUUUAACGACAACGACUGCCCCGACGACAACUACUGCCCCGACGACAACGACUGCCCCGACGACAACUACUGAAUCAACAACGACUUUGAUGACAACAACCGUAAAACCUACGAGAAAGCCAACUGCACCGGCAAGGACGACUGAGCGAGUAACAGAGCUGAAACCAAGUACCGACAGACCAUAUCAGACGAGGACCACCGAGGGUCAACAACAGAAAACAACCGAUUCCCCCCGACCGACAGAAAAUCCGUACACAAACAAUCGACGCUUUAGGUGCACGAAAGCCAUUGACGCUGCGUACAUCAGUCAAAAGUUCAAGUGGAUGAUCGUUUUUGCUGAAAACAGAAUGUAUCUUGCAAACAGAAAUGGAAUUCGUCACGGUCCACUGCUUGCCAAAAAGUAUUUUCCGCUUAUCAUUGGCAAUAUCGACUCUGCUUUAGAGAACACGGCAACUGGAGAAACGAUUUUCUUUUCGGGUCAAAAGUUUUGGAUUUACCGUGGAUUCACAAGGAUUGCUGGUGCACUGUCGUUAGAGCAUCUUGGUAUUGAUCGAUCAGUAAGGAAAAUAGAUGCCACUCUGAAAUGGAAGAGAAACGGACAAUAUUACUUGUUCUCGGGCACGCAGUACUGGAGGUUUAAUCCUUCGAAGCCUGGUGUUGUUAAAGAAGGGUACCCAAAGGCCAUCACACGAUUCUGGCAUGGCAUUCCCAGCGACUUGUCAGAGGCCAUCACUGAUUUCGAUGGCAUCACCCGGUUUGCAAAGGCUGAUCGCUACUACACUCUCAUUGAUCGGGCGGUUACGGUUGACGUGCCAAACUCUAACCGCAUCGGGACUGGAUGGAUGAACUGUAGAGUUAACAUAGUGGUGCCAAGGGCAAAAGUUCAAGACUACAAUGGACCCCUGAUUGCUGAGCCAUAGACGUCGUCUAUAUAAAUCCUUAUAGGAAAAAUUGAGUUUACUAUAUAUCAGCUUUAUGCAAGAUUAAUUUUCAGAAUCAUUUUCAAGACGUUUUUAAGACGUUGUUGAAAUGUUUUUAAGUUAGGAUGUCAAGCCAACAGAAAAAAAGCUGUUUCACUAAUCAUCAUAAUCAUCAUAAAUGUAAAUGUAGUUUUUGCUGGUAUCUUUACAGUUAACCUAGCGCCUGGACCUUCGUUGCUACGAGCUACCUUGGGAAAUACGAGCCUUAGCACGUGAUGCAUAAAUAAUGAACUGGUUAUAGAAAUGUUUUUUCUACCUCAUAUACUUCAUUGAAAAAGUGGAAAUGUACAACAGUUUGGAGAAUAAAAAUGCUUCUAAAGCAAAUAUGACGAUUCUUGCAUCUAGACUACAAGAAUAAUAUGGACUACA